Molecule: messenger RNA, 3959 nt
Organism: Aethalodelphis obliquidens (Pacific white-sided dolphin)
Lineage: Eukaryota; Metazoa; Chordata; Mammalia; Artiodactyla; Delphinidae
Product: zinc finger protein 501-like
Biological process (GO): regulation of transcription by RNA polymerase II
Molecular function (GO): RNA polymerase II cis-regulatory region sequence-specific DNA binding; DNA-binding transcription factor activity, RNA polymerase II-specific
Source: RefSeq, a predicted model, not a curated record
GGCCGCUGAGCCUGCGCGUCCGGAGCCUGUGCUCCGCAACGGGAGAGGCCACAACAGUGAGAGGCCCGUGUACCGCAAAAAAAAAAAAAAAAAGGCUUGCUGUGAGUCAGAGAUCUGGCACAAAAGGGAGCAGCCAAAACAACCAGGAGUUAUUCUGCCAGCGCUUCCAACAUUUCUGCUACAAGGAGACUCCUGGGCCCCAUGAGGCCUUGAGCCAGCUCUGGGUGUUCUGCUGUGAGUGGUUAUGGCCUGAGAUACACACCAAGGAGCAGAUGUUGGACUUGCUGGUGCUGGAGCAGUUCCUGACCAUCCUGCCUGAGGAGCUCCAGGACUGGGUACAGGAGCCUCAACCAGAGAGUGGGGAGGAGGCGGUAGCUAUGCUGGAAGAUCUGGAGAGGGAGCUGGAUGAAUCAGGCCAACAGGUUUCAACCCAGGCCUGUGCACAGGAAGUUCUUUAUGAGACAUCGGUACCUCUGGACCCAGCUAAGAAAGCAACAUAUCUCCAGCCUCAACCCAUGGAGAUCCAGCUUAAGGGUGAAUCUCAGGACGCUCUACAGCAACAGGAUUGUGAAAGAAGAAUUGGUUCAAAAGCAGGAGCUUACUGUAGAUAUGGAAUCCCAAGAAAAGUUAUCAGACCAAAUCAAUGGAGAGGCUCUUGAAUGUGGAGAAACCCAAGAACAUGAAGGAUGGACAGAAAGGUAUCAGAGAAACACUUCAAAUGACAGAAGAUAUAAAUGUGAUGAAUGUGGAAAAAGAUUCUCUCAAAACUCAAGCCUCAUUAGACAUAAAAGAAUCCACACUGGAGAGAGACCCUGUUCAUGUAAUGUAUGUGGCAAAACUUUCAUUCAGAGCUCACAACUUACUGACCAUCAGAGAAUACAUAGCCAAUUAAAAUCGUAUCAGUGUGAUGAGUGUGGAAAAGCCUUUUAUUACAGUUUACACCUUGUUCAGCAUCAAAGGACCCACACUGGAGAAAAACCUUUCCAAUGUGAUGAGUGGAAAGCUUUUCAUUACAGCUCAGGCCUUAUUCAACUCCAAAGGACCCACACAGGAGAGAAACCAUUCCAGUGUAAUGACUGCGGGAAAGCUUUCUCUCUGAGCUCACAUCUGAUACAACAUCAGAGAGUCCAUACUGGAGAGAAGCCAUACCAGUGUAGUGAGUGUGGGAAAAGCUUCAGUCAGAGUUCAGGCCUCUUCCGUCACCAGAGAAUCCACAGUGGGGAGAAACCAUAUGAAUGUGAUGAGUGUGGAAAGACUUUCAGUCAUAGUUCAGCUCUUGUUGGGCACCAGCGAAUACACAGUGAAGAGAGGCCCUAUGAGUGUUAUGUGUGUGGGAAAGCUUUCAGCUAUAGCUCACAUCUUCUGGGACACCGAAGAAUCCACACUGGAGAGAAGGCCUAUGAAUGCGAUGUGUGUGGAAAAGCUUUCCGGCAGAGCUCACACUUCAUUGUACGUCAGCGAAUCCACACUGGAGAGAAGCCCUGGCGAUGUCAAGAGUGAUGUAGAAUUUUCCGUCUAUGCUCAUUCCUGUGGGACAUCAGAAAAGCACAGCUAGAUGUAGGGAACUCUGUGAUCCUAUUGCAAUUUCAGCUGUCAUUUGAAGAUACUUAUAGAGGCUGAAAUAGGCAGACACCUGACAGCUUACCAAGCAAGACAUUGUGAUGUUCUGCCACUAAGCACAUCAUGUGAUGUACUGGGACUUUGGAAGGGCUCAUUCCAUAUUCUCAAACUUUUCUUCUCUGAAGCAAGUGGCUCAGGCUAUCUAAAUGGUCUGUUAGACAAUAAACAAGAUUUUAGAGAUUACUACUGUUUCUUUUCCCUUUCCCUUUUUAUUCUCCCGUUUUCUUUGGAGUUGGAAUAAUAAUCUUGUCUAAAGUGUGAAUUUAGAAUUAACAUCUGAUCUGCAUUUUUUCUAAAAACCAUGAAUUUUUGCUUAGCUUGAUAAAAUACAUUAACCAAUCAAUUACAUACACUAAAACAUUGUGCAAUACAAAAGCCAUUUUGUAAUAUUGGAAUGAACUAUGAUUUGCACGGGUAGGAUGUGUUAGUGGCAGUAGAGCAAGAAGAUUUACCAUGCAAUUUCCCAGUGACCUUUCACAUCUUAAACCAGAGAGGGCAAACAGGCCAAUGGGCUGUAGUUGGCCUGCACAUGCAUUUUUCUCACAAAGUGUUUUUGUUUUUUUGGUGAUAUAAAAUUAUUGCAACUACUUAAGUUCACAUAAAGUCUGACUUUCCAGAUUCUCUUACAAAAAUGCAUGAUGUGGCAACCCUGAGCACCACAUUCCCAUGUGGGAACAACUGACUGGAGCUGAUUAUCACUGUUGUCUAGUUGGACAUGGUCCCCACUGCCACACAGAUUCCUACUGUCUUAUAUCCCCCCCUUAAUUCAUUUUGUCUGUGUGAACCCUGCCCCUGCCCUAAGGGUUUCUCAGAGAGGCUUCAGGGCUCUAGGUCUCUCACCACUGAAACAGCUUCAUUUUAAUUUGUUUUAAAUAUUGGCCUCUAAAUAAGAUUUCUCUGAAGAAAGGGUUUUCUGCUAGCAACAGUUUGAAGAUUUAGAUUAAAUAAUAAAUUCUAAAAUGUAACUUUUGAGCACCUGAAGGUAGAGGAAAGCCACUUUAAAAUUUUCUUUAGAUAGAAUGUAUAGGUAAUCUAUUGAAAGUCAAUUAUAAUAGCUUCUAACCAAAUUCUUAGAGACCAGUUAAUCAGGUGAGAUGAAAAACAUAAAAACACAUGAAGAGAGUCAACAUUAAGUGAAAAAUUGAAAAAAUGCAAGGCCAAAAGCAGAGACCAUUUGGGAAAGAGAACCGUUGAAAUGUGAAACAUUCAGUAAUAGGAGCAGUUGUGGGAAAACAGUGGGAUGAGGCCUUAAUGGGAGAGUAGGCAGAAGUGAAAAGAAAAAGCAGCUAAGAAAUGGAAAGAUGGGGAUAAACUCUACGAGAGGAAGAAAGCGAAGAGAAGUUAGGGAGAAAAGGGAAAGACCAGAGAUGCCAGAAAAACAAACUUCAAAGAGGAAAUGGAAGCAAAAUUAGUGAAAACAUAAUAAAUGAAAAAGCAACCUUUAAAGAAACAUGAAGGGGAGGUUGAGGGUUUGUAGAGGCUAGAGCCCAUGUUUUGAUCGUUAACCUCCCAGUGACUUCAGAGUAAUAAUCAACCCUUUAUUUCUAUGCCAUGUAGGCCAAAUCCCUCAUAUGAAAGAUCCUAACCCAAACCUGAGUUCACUACUCUAUUUACCACUCAGGAUCCUGGUCCUGCACGGGUCUCUGAGUGUUGAGACACAGGACGCCCCUCUUUACCACUCUAAGCCCCAAAUUGUUGAACUCUGCUCAGCCUGAACUCUACCUUCUUAGCAAAACCAAACAAGCAGAAGGAUUCUCCUGAGGAGCAAUAAUAUAUUCUUGGCCUCUCUCUGCGAGGCAUGUGGCUUGCCUGUUCCACUAAAGAGGAAAAAGCAUGAUGUUGUGAGAUAGUAAUAUCCAUUAUAAAUUAAAUAAUGAUAUAUGCAAAAGGAAAAGCCCUUUGCAAAGUAUAACAGUAAUAGCUACCGUCUGUUGAACCCGUGUCCCACACACUAUACCAAGCACCUUAUUAUCAAUAUAUAUCUCAUGUAAACUUUCCACCUCUUCUAUAAGCACUAUUUAUUAUAUCUCAAUGUCUAUAUAUAAUUUAUUCUUAUGAAAAGCUUGUAAUAAAAUGAAAAGUUUUUAUUAUAUUAAAAUGUUAAAUAGCCUGUUAAAGUGCUUUUAGAAUAAAAUCACACAACUAUGUAAAACAGAUUAAAAAUAUCAAAAAUUGGAAGGGAAUGACAACAAAAUAUCAAUAGUGACUGUAUUUAGGUGAUGAAAAUGGAACUAUUCUCUUCUUUUCUUUCUACUUGUCUUAUAUUCCAAAUGGAAAAUUUAGAAUUUAUCCUACACAUGUAAUAAAUACUUUUAAAAAAUUAAAAUGCUACAGAAUUU